AUUAUAAAUCCAUGUAUUUGCCAUAUAAAUAAACUGACUUGAGUUGGCCCAGCUGACCUGCCAAGGGCGUGGCUGCUAAUGAGUGGCGGUGGGUGAGGUGAGAUAUUAUCACCGUAAUAGAGCAUUUGCAAGUGACGUGUCAAACGACCUUUUCCCUUUUGAUUUUCGUCAUCCAUAUAUAAUACCUAUGGCCCGUGAAAGGAGGAUAGAUAGAUAGAUAGAUAAAGAGAGGAACCACAGAAAGCGGACAGACCGAGGCGACAGCGAGAAUUGAGGAGACGCCAAGGAAGAGAGCGCAUGCAAGCGUUAGGGAGCCCUCCCUCUCCUCGCGCCUCGGCCCCCAACAUCCGGGUUUUUGGCCAAGCUGCUGAGCCUGCUGUUGCCGCUCCUUCUGGUGGCUCUCUGCCUCUCAUUGAAGAAAAAGGCGACGAGGGCGCUGGCGGUAAGGGCUAUUUCCAUAGAGCGGCAGGAGGGGGAUCCAGGCUUGUCUCGUCCUCCCCACUGGUGUUGUGUGUGCGCGUGCGCGCAGUGAAAAUGGCGGCGGUGGUGGGAGGGCGAGCGGGAUCCUUUCGUUCCUCUUCUUCUGCAGGGAUGAGCUCGGGCUACGGGGUUCCCGCCGCCGCCCUCGGCACAACUAACAGCAGCGGUGCAGACACACGCGCCGGAGUGGACGAGGACGAUGGACAGAAUCUCUGGUCCUGUAUUCUCAGCGAGGUAUCCACUCGUUCCCGAUCUAAACUGCCUUCUGGGAAAAACGUCGUGCUGUUGGGUGAAGAUGGAGCAGGUAAAACUAGCUUAAUUGGAAAACUUCAGGGAAUUGAGGAAUACAAGAAAGGAAGAGGAAUGGAAUAUCUAUACCUAAAUGUUCAUGAUGAAGAUAGAGAUGAUCAGACAAGAUGCAACGUAUGGAUUUUGGAUGGUGAUCUGUAUCAUAAAGGCCUGCUCAAAUUUGCAAUAGAAGCCACCUCUCUAAAGAAUACUUUAAUUAUGCUGGUAGUAGAUAUGUCUAAACCAUGGACUGCUUUAGAUUCAUUACAAAAAUGGGCAAGUGUUGUAAGAGAACAUAUUGACAAAUUAAAAAUUCCUCCUGAAGAAAUGAAAGAAAUGGAGCAAAAAGUCGUUAGAGAUUUCCAAGAAUAUACAGAACCAGAAGAUUUUCCAGCUUCUCCACAAAGUAGAAAUACUUCAUCACAAGAAGACAAAGAUGAUAGUGUUAUAUUACCUCUGGGUGCAGAUACACUAACGUGUAACUUAGGCAUUCCUGUCAUAGUAGUUUGUACAAAGUGCGAUGCCAUUAACCUUCUGGAAAAAGAACAUGAUUACAGAGACGAACACUUCGACUUUAUUCAGUCAUAUAUCCGACGAUUUUGCUUACAGUAUGGUGCAGCACUUAUUUACACUUCAGUGAAAGAGAAUAAGAAUAUUGAUUUAGUUUAUAAAUAUAUUGUCCAGAAAUUGUAUGGAUUUCCUUUCAACAUACCUCCUAUUGUUGUGGAAAAAGAUGCAGUAUUUAUUCCUACAGGCUGGGACAAUGAAAAAAAGAUAGGAAUAUUACAUGAGAACUUUCAGAUUUUAAAAGUCAGUGACAACUUUGAAGAUAUUGUUAUAAAGCCACCUAUCAGAAAGUUUGUACAUGAAAAGGAAAUAGUGGCAGAAGAUGAUCAAGUAUUUCUUAUGAAGCAACAGACUCUGUUAGCCAAACAGCCACCUUCUACAACUGGACGGCCAGUGGACACCUCACAAAGGGUUCCUGGAGGAUCACCCAGGACACAAAACAGAUCUGUAACCUCCAAUGUUACCAGUGUUACAUCCAUCCCUGCUGGAUCUAAAAAAAUAGAUCCUAGUAUGAAAGCUGGAGCUACAAGCGAGGGAGUAUUGGCAAACUUCUUCAACAGUUUGCUGAGUAAGAAAACUGGAGCACCUGGGGGACCCAGUAACAUUGGUAGUCCAGGAGGAGUAGGAGGCACUGGAAGUGGUAGCAAUAGUAAUCUGCCGCCAUCUGCAAAGAAGUCAGGGCAAAAGCCUGUUUUGACUGAUGUUCAAGCUGAAUUGGAUAGAAUCUCACAAAAACCAGAUUUGGUUUGUCCAACAACACCUAUGUCCCCCACAGAAGGUGGGGCAUCUUGAAGUCACCAAAUAUAGCCAUUUAUUCAUUUUUAUGGGAUUAUUUAAUUGACUCAGCCUCUUCAUCCAAUGUCUGGAACUGGAAAACUGAAAUACUUUCAGAAAAGGACAAACAGAUGAUGUCUGUUGUAUUGCUGAACAUUGUAAAAUGGAAUUGCAUAGAUAAAAUUAUUACACAAUGUAAUACUAGUAUUCACAAUUCAGUGUGAUAUUCAGAUACGGUUAUUCCUUAAAGUCAGUGCCAUUCUCUAAAUUUGAAGGUGUCCACUUAAUCAUUUGAAAUCAUAAAUCUGCUUGAAGAGUUGGCAAAAUGAUAUGCAAGAAACAUGGGCACUUAAUUUAUAUUGAACUCUCAUUUUAACUUAACUCAGUUUUCCUUUUGGAGAAGGAUCUAAUUUUUUUGGAGAAAAGUUAAUCAACCAUUGUUCUUUAGCACACCAUUAAUAAACUAACUCAAAUGUUAACACUGUUUGGAAUAUGACUUCAGAUUAUGCUGAUCUCAUUUGAAAUCUAACUGCAUUACACUGUUUGAAUUAAGAACUGCAGUAUUGAGGAUUCAUUUCAAAUUAUUGGCAUGGGAACUUUGGGCUUCUAAAUUUCUGAAAAAUAAAUAAAAAGUACAUGUGAACAUUAUUCUCAAAUUAAUAAAAAUAAAAUCCUUAGAUUUGUUCUACA
Pantherophis guttatus is the source of this 2799-nucleotide messenger RNA. It is a transcript of the gene DYNC1LI1, whose product is annotated as dynein cytoplasmic 1 light intermediate chain 1. Gene Ontology annotation, molecular function: dynein heavy chain binding. Gene Ontology annotation, cellular component: centrosome; cytoplasmic dynein complex. The record is from RefSeq and is a predicted model, not a curated record. Lineage: Eukaryota; Metazoa; Chordata; Lepidosauria; Squamata; Colubridae. Gene Ontology annotation, biological process: microtubule-based movement; microtubule cytoskeleton organization.